Molecule: messenger RNA, 2104 nt
Organism: Lepidothrix coronata (blue-crowned manakin)
Lineage: Eukaryota; Metazoa; Chordata; Aves; Passeriformes; Pipridae
Product: transcription factor CP2-like protein 1
Exons: 12
Coding region: 40-1254 (404 amino acids)
Biological process (GO): regulation of transcription by RNA polymerase II
Cellular component (GO): nucleus
Molecular function (GO): RNA polymerase II cis-regulatory region sequence-specific DNA binding; DNA-binding transcription activator activity, RNA polymerase II-specific
Source: RefSeq, a predicted model, not a curated record
UGUUCGUUGGGUGUCCCCCCCUUGAGGGCCCCCCCCAAAAUGCUCUUCUGGCACGGCCAACCCGACCACUACUGGUCCAGCGCCGGGGACAUGUACCCCCUCCCCCCUUCUGGGGUGCUCAGGGACCCCCCCGUCCUGCCCUACCUGAAGCAGGAGGAGCCCAACGGCAUCUCCACGUCCCAGCCGGAAUUCCCGGCGUUCCAGUACAUCCUGUGCGCCCCCACCUCCCCCGCCGUGCGGCACCACGAGGAGACCCUCACCUACCUCAACCAGGGGCAGUCGUACGAGAUCCGCAUGGUGGGGACCCCCCGGGGGGACCCCGCGGAGGGGCGGAGGAUGGUCAAGGUGAGUCGGGGUGGGGACCCCCAGGACGGGGAGGGACGUGGGGAGGCUCGGGGCAGAGCUCCGGGCUGCAGUCCCGGUUCGGCUGUGCCAGAGCCCCCGGAUCCGGGGUCCCGGGGGUCCCUGGGCCGCCCUCACCCCCCGGCACAGCCCAAGGGGGCCGAUAGGAAGCUGAAGACGGACCGGGAAAAGGUGGAGAAGCAGCCGCCGCCGGAGCGGGAGAAAUUCCAGCCGUCCUACGAGAGCACCGUGCUGGCCGAGUGCGCCCCGUGGCCGGACGCGCUGGGUGCCCCCCACAGCCCCCCGGGCACCCCGGGACUGCCGACCCCGCACCCCUUCAAGCUGCUGAGCCCCGAGAGGGGGUGUGCGUCGCCCGCCUGCGCUGCCGAGGGACCCGCCGAGAGUCCCGGCGAGGCGCUGAGUCCCUGCGCAUCCCCCCUGGAGACGCAGCAGUGGCUCCUCCGGCGCCGCUUCUCCGCCUGCGCCCGCGUGUUCGCCAACUUCACGGGCGCCGACCUGCUGAAGCUCUCCCGGAGGGACCUGAUCCAGAUCUGCGGGGCCCCCGACGGCAUCCGCCUGUGCCACGCGCUGGCGGGCAGGUGCCCGCGGCCCCGGCUGACCCUCUACGUGGCGCGGGAACCCGGCGGGGCCGAGGGUGCGGAGGACGGGGGGUCAGGGCUGUACCAGGAGCUGCACCUGGAGCAGCUGACGGUGGCCGAGCUCACCGGGAAGCUCGCGGAGCUCCUGGGGCUCCCCCCGGGCCAGAUCCUGCGGGUCUCCCGGCAGGGACCCUCCGGCAUCCACGUCCUCGUCAGCGACGCGAUGCUCAGGACCCUCCAGGACGAGACCAGUUUCGUGGUGGCGAUCGCCAAAGCCCCCGGCCCCGAGGGCUUCGAGCUGCUGCUGCGGUAGGACCCGGCCCCGGAGCUGCGGGAGCCCGGGAAGGGACAAAUCCCAGCGGAGCGGAGCUGGAGCCGUGCCGGGAGGGAGAGAGGAACCCCGGGAUGGAGAGCAGAGCCCUGGAAUGGGGAGGGGAGCCCGGCAUGGAGGGUGACCUCAUCCCUGUGGGGCCUGCGGGGGUUUGGCAUCCCCCCACCUCAGCUACAUAUAUUAUAAAUCUAUAUCUACACCUUUACUUGCAGUUAAUGCAUUAUUACACCCCCAGCGUCCAGGAAAGCACAGAUCACACCAUUAAAACAACAUUUCCCAGCUCUCUGCACCACAGACCUGAGGGAGCACCAGGACAGGGCUCAGCUCCUGCGCCCAGUCCCUCAAACUGAGCCCCCCCCCCGAGGAAAAAAUGGGUUAAAAACCCCGACUGGGACAGAGCUGGAGUUGGGAAGGGGGGAGGGAUUUGCACAGAGGAGGGAAAGAGGCUUCUCCUCGAUUUUCUCCAUUAUUUUGCUCCCCCUAAGCUGCAGCACGAGGAGCCUCUGCCAGGAUUUGGCACAGAGGGAGGGAGGACAGAAACCUUGAGAUGGAAAAUAAAGCUAAAGGCAAUAACCCCCCCUACCAAAAAACCCACCCCUCAAUACCACACAAUUCUUCACCAGAAGAGGCCAAAAUGUUUUAAACCUCAUUUUUCAGGACACUGUCACCAAGAACUUGUGAACAAGCCGAGAACUUUGUCACACUGACACCCCUCCGUCCAAAAAAAAAAACCAAACCCAAAAUCAACCCAAACCCCACGACACCAUGGGCCAGCCACGAGCAACACAAACAAAAUAAAAAUACAAAGGGAAUUACAGGUUUAGAAAAGAGG